CCUCCCCCGUCCCCUCGUCCUCCCCCACCAUCCCCCCCUCCCCCGUCCCCUCGUCCUCCCCACCAUCCCUCCCUCCCCCGUCCCCUCGUCCUCCCCACCAUCCCUCCCUCCCCCGUCCCCUCGUCCUCCCCACCAUCCCUCCCUCCCCCGUCCCCUCGUCCUCCCCACCAUCCCCCCCCUCCCCCGUCCCCUCGUCCUCCCCCCCCACCAUCCCCCACUCCCCCGUCCCCUCGUCCUCCCCACCAUCCCCCCCCUCCCCCGUCCCCUCGUCCUCCCCACCAUCCCCCACUCCCCCGUCCCCCGUCCUCCCCACCAUCCCCCACUCCCUCGUCCCCUUGUCCUCCCCACCAAUCCCCAAUUCCCCGUUCCCUCGUCCUUCCCACCAUCCCCCACUCCCCCGUCCCCUCGUUCUCCCCACCAUCCCUCCCUCCCCCGUCCCCCUCGUCCUCCCCACCAUCCCUCCCUCCCCCGUCCCCUUGUCCUCCCCACCAUCCCUCCCUCCCCCGUCCCCUCGUCCUCCCCACCAUCCCCCCUCCCCCGUCCCCUCGUCCUCCCCCCCCACCAUCCCCCACUCCCUCGUCCCCUCGUCCUCCCCACCAUCCCCCCUCCCCCGUCCCCUCGUCCUCCCCACCAUCCCCCACUCCCCCGUCCCCCUCGUCCUCCCCACCAUCCCCCACUCCCCCGUCCCCUCGUCCUCCCCACCAUCCCCCACCCUCCCCACCAUCCCCCCCUCCCCCGUCCCCUCGUCCUCCCCCCCCACCAUCCCCCACUCCCCCGUCCCCUCGUCCUCCCCACCAUCCCCCACUCCCCCGUCCCCUCGUCCUCCCCACCAUCCCCCACUCCCUCGUCCCCUCGUCCUCCCCACCAUCCCCCCCUCCCCCGUCCCCUCGUCCUCCCCCCCCACCAUCCCCCCCUCCCCCGUCCCCUCGU
Molecule: messenger RNA, 930 nt
Organism: Procambarus clarkii (red swamp crayfish)
Lineage: Eukaryota; Metazoa; Arthropoda; Malacostraca; Decapoda; Cambaridae
Source: RefSeq, a predicted model, not a curated record